AUCAUCUGUUGGCUAAAUAAAGCCUUGAUGGUUCCCAAUCUGUCUCUUAUAAGUGUUUUCCUCAUUGUUCUGCAGCAACAGAGUGAGUCCAGCCACAUCCUCGGCUGCAGAUGUCUGGCCUCUGAAACCUGAGAUGCAGCUGUAAAAAUGAAACUUUUUUGAGCACAGAAUUAAAAACCCUGUAAGGAGGUCUCAUUUUAGAAAGCCCUUGUGUAUUUCUAAAAGGAAUGACAAAUGCCAUUAUCAUUAAAAUGAGUAAGAGGAAAGAAAAAAAUACAUACAGGCUCGUUAUUUCAUUGAUGAGUAUCACAACAUUCAUGAGUGCUGAGCGUCUGCAUCCUGUCUGAGAGAAAGAGGAGACUCCUGCCAGGGCUUCUCACUAUUAUCUUUCUGUCUCAGCAUCCAUUGUAGAUGAGGUGGAAGAGCAGGAGCAAGAAGAGGACUUGCGCUCUCAGAGACUUCCAGAAACACCGGAAGGAGACCCAGAUCCUGACUCCUGUGCCAGAAAGCCUCUCAAGGAUGCACCCUCAUCAAGAUCUCCCUGCUGCUGUGCGCACAAGUCCCCCUGUGACAGCCAUGCAGCCAUCUAAGGAGCAUGUGGAUGCUGCAGCUCUGUCUCCAGUAGAGGCUGCCCCCGCUCCUCUCACUCAGCACCUUCUACAUCUGGCCUCCUCUUUGUCGCCAGGCCACUCAGCACACUGCUCGGAUCCUCAGUGCUCACCCACCUCCCUCACCACCUCUCAGCCCCCAGAGCCCCUGCUUCCCCUGGAAAGACGUUCACCCCCAUCACUUGCACUUCCCCUCUCCCAGCCACAUCCCCCUGAUCCUGCCACAGUCCCAAAACCAUCAUGGAACAUGGAAGACAGCCCAGAUCAGCUGCUAUGUACAGACCAGCUGUCAUAUUUCAAGAUCCUGGGCAUCCCUUUUGGGCAAAAUUGGAGCCAGUUUUUCUGGGGUCUGCCUUCCCUGCACAGCGAAUCCUUGAUAGCUGCUGCCAGGAUCGCCCAUGGCCCUCCUGUUCCAAAUCUUCCCACCUCCUUUUUUAACAAAAUAUCAAAUGUUUGCGCAGUUCACAUGCAGGAUAAAAUGUCCCUGCUGCGUUCCCAGGCCCAGGGUUCACCCUGUCUGGGACCCAGAUCUCAACCCCGAUUUCAGCCCCAACCUCUGGGUCAUGCCCAGACUCGGAAGCAUCCCCAGUCCUCUUCCCCAAUCCUGUCACCACUUUGUCUGCCCUGCAACAGGGACUAUGGAGCAGCUGCUUCUACUUCCCAUAGUAACCCACGGUCUCUCACCCCAAAUGAAAUACAAGCCUCAGAAAAACUCUUGUGCAAGAAACAACUAGAGUGGGCAUGGUCUGUACCCUCACCAGUCCAGAGGUCUCAGGAGGGUGACAGCCACUCCAUGUACCCCAGGACAGGCCUUCUCCAGGACAAGAGUGCCACUGCCACACUUCCUGAGAGUUUUCCAAUCAGCCCUGAGCUCAGGGAAACAUUGGACCAGCACAUCCAAAAGUGGAUUACUGAACAUCAGCGGGAUCUGCUCUACAAGAUCCAGGAGGAUGCAGAAGUCACACGGGCUCUCCGUGACAUGGCUCGUUCAUGUCAGGCCAAGGACAAGCUUCGGCCCUCACCUUCAUCCGUGUCUACAGCUGAAGGCAGCAAGGACAAGCCUUGGCCAUCUCCUUCAUCCGUGUCUACAGCUGAAGGCAGCAAGGACAAGCCUCGGCCCUCACCUUCAUCUGUGUCUAAAGCUGAAGGCAGCCAGGACAAGCCUCAGCCCUCUCCUUCAUCACUGUCUAUAGCUGAAAGCAGCAAGAACAAACCUCAGUCCUCUCCUUCAUCCCUGUCUGUAGCUGAAGGCAGCAGUGAUGUGCAGGUGAGGUUCCAGCUGAGGCAGGACUUGGACAGGAUUCUUGGGCAUAUUCUAGCCAAGGCCCCAAAAGAUGUCUCCAGGGAAUUAGGAAGCUCCCCCAGGAUGGUUCAGAAGGUGAUCUUGCAGAAGCCAGAGAGAAACCUGACAAGGCCCACAGAGAGGGAGAGCAGAAAUGACUUACCAGAAAGCAUGGAUAAGAAAUACAUAAAAGACAUGCUGAAAACCCAUCUGGGAGUGAAGACAGGGCAGAUGCACAUGGGGAUGAUUCCCCUGAGAGUGUGCCAGUCCUUGCUUAAUGGCAAUGGUGCCUUUUCUGCCUCUGACACCCACGUGGAAACCAGAAAGCCACCAUCCUCCAGAGCUCAGGAAACCUGUGUUAAUCCCAUCCAGAAGUUUUCGUUCUCCAAACCCAGCACCCUGCAGAACCUUGAGAUGCACAUCACAAGGUUUAGGUUUGUCCGUUCCUCCUCAUUUGGUGGGAUGUCUUGGGCUGACUUGACAAUUGAGGAUGCCAAGUUCCUAGGGAAACCACCUGAGGCAUUUCCAGAGGAAAUUGCCAUCAGAGAGUCUGUCCCUACCCUGAAUGAUCUCUUUGUAUCCUCUCUUCUGUGUAAGGAGACUGAGCAGGCCCUGCUAAGAGAGCCAGGCUUGCAGGCAGACAUCAUGAACAAAUCCGAGCAUACAAAGGUUAAGUCCCUGAACAAUCCUCAAGUCUAUGAUUCAGAUGUCUACCUUCCAGAUAGUUUAGCAUCUGCCAUGCCCCCGUGCCAUCGCCACAGCACCCCUCUAGGGCAAAAUCUAGCCUCACAGAUGGUAGCUGGUCUAAAGACAGACAGAGGGAGAGGCAUGGGCCACCAGAAGCCCGGAAUCCCACAGCAUCAGCAUGCACAGAAGAGCCAAAGCAAGAUGUUCGCCCCUGUUUACAAGCAAGAGGUCAGCUGGAGGACGAACCCAGGGAAACACAAAGACAGGCUGGGAGACUUGCGGACAUUGGCUCCCACAUGGGAUAGGAGAACAGAAGACACCUUAGAGAAGAAAAACCAACUUCUCACACAAAAGAAACCAGUCCCCUCAGAAGGCUACAUCCAAGGAAGUGUGAAGAAAUUUCUACAGUGGAUUUCAUCUGAGAAAAAAGUCAAAAGACAGGAAGAACCACAGAAAAAAGGUACCUCAAGCAUUGUCCAGAGCCAGAGGCCAACCCAAACCAGACCACGUAUGAACCACAGCACUGAUGAGGCUCAGCUGAUCAUGACUGCAGUUGGGCAGAUGCUAGAAGCCAAAUUGAUGCUUCAACAGGAAUUUUGUGCCCAGAAGGCAAACCAGAACAAAGAGAAAGAAGGUCAAGACCCACUCUCCCAGGGUUCUUGCUUCUCGGAUCAAAGGAGAAUGCCAGGACACACAGCCACCCCUAUAUCCCACAGCUGUCCUAUGAGGGAGAGGUACCCCCGUGACCAAGAGUCCUUGAAAACUCGACAGUGCAGCAGUGGGCAGCAGAGCCAGAGGCUCCCCCACCCCUCAGUCCCCACCAAGCUCUCCCUG
This is a messenger RNA of Octodon degus (degu), 3411 nucleotides long. Its product is annotated as spermatogenesis-associated protein 31A5-like. NCBI's taxonomy places the organism in Eukaryota, Metazoa, Chordata, Mammalia, Rodentia, Octodontidae. The record is from RefSeq and is a predicted model, not a curated record. The transcript has 5 exons. The annotation marks the transcript as partial.